AUGACCAUUUCCAAAAUCCCCUCCGAGCAGUGGGCGGCGGUGGUAGAAAAGACAGGCGGACCUGUCGUGUACAAACGAAUCCCCGUAAAGCAACCCGGCCCAGAUGAAGUGCUCAUCAACGUAAAAUUCUCAGGCGUCUGCCACACCGACCUCCACGCCAUGAUGGGCGACUGGCCGCUCGCCACAAAACUCCCCCUCGUGGGCGGCCACGAAGGAGCAGGCGUUGUCGUCGCCCGCGGCGAUCUCGUCAAGGACAUCGAGAUUGGCGACCACGCCGGCAUCAAGUGGCUGAACGGGUCGUGUCUCAACUGCUCGUACUGCAAUGUCGCUGACGAGCCGCUGUGCACAAAGGCCCAGCUGUCGGGGUAUACCGUCGACGGGUCGUUCCAGCAAUACGCUAUUGCCAAGGCAGCUCAUGUGGCCCGUAUUCCUAAGGAGUGCGACCUCGAAGCCAUUGCUCCCAUUUUGUGUGCAGGAAUCACAGUGUACAAGGGCUUGAAGGAAUCUGGCGCCAAGGCAGGAGAGUCAGUUGCCAUUGUAGGUGCGGGCGGCGGUCUAGGAAGCCUGGCGUGUCAGUAUGCCAAGGCUAUGGGCUUCAAGAUUAUUGCUAUUGACGCGGGCGCUGAGAAGAAGGACAUGUGUAUGAAGCUGGGGGCGGACACGUUUGUCGAUUUCACGACGUCCAAAGAUCUUGUUUCUGAGGUCAAGGCCGCGAGUAACGAUGGUCAGGGGCCUCAUGCCGUUCUUCUCGUUGCGGUUACUGAGAAGCCUUUCCAACAGGCUACUCAGUACGUGCGGUCUCGGGGUGUUGUCGUGUGCAUUGGCUUGCCGGCUGAUGCGAAGCUGUCUGCCCCCGUCUUCGAUACCGUCAUUCGCAUGAUCAAUAUUAAGGGGAGCUAUGUUGGCAACCGCGCUGAUACCGCCGAGGCUAUUGAGUUCUACCGCAGGGGUUUGAUCAACGCUCCGUUUAAGACUGUCGGUCUAAGUCAGUUGCAAGAUGUUUUCAAGUUGAUGAAGGAGGGCAAGAUUGCUGGACGAUAUGUGGUCGAUACGAGCAAGUAA
This is a messenger RNA of Pochonia chlamydosporia 170, 1062 nucleotides long. Its product is annotated as alcohol dehydrogenase I. The record is from RefSeq and is a predicted model, not a curated record. The coding region runs from base 1 to 1062 and encodes 353 amino acids. Lineage: Eukaryota; Fungi; Ascomycota; Sordariomycetes; Hypocreales; Clavicipitaceae. Gene Ontology annotation, molecular function: oxidoreductase activity; zinc ion binding. The transcript has 2 exons.